AUGCCCUCUCCUAAUCACCCGCCUCCUCCUCCGCCUCAACCCGCGUCACACCAACCCGGCCCUUCGGCACCCGGCUCCGUCGCGACCCCCGACAUCCCCGUGAGGCCGGAGCUACCGGACCGCCGUGUCACCGCCGACACCAUCGAGGAUGCCUACGUCUGCUUCAUGCUCUACUGCAAUCCUGGUUUACCCCCAUCGACCCCUACACUAACCUUACGCGAGGCACUUGGUGUUGAGCCUCCUGACCCGAGCAAGGAGGAGAGUGCUCAGAAGAUUGCACAGUAUGGCGUGCGGCUAAAGAAAUGGAUGAACUCGAUGCAUGUUAAAGCAUUUUUUGAGUAUCUCAUGGAUAUACCCAAUGAUUAUUGGACCAAGAUACCGGCAGACACCAAUCCAACUAGUCAGCCCAUGCGCGAUGGUGUGGCCCUGGAGGACGACAUGGCUCUGAGAGCACUCGUCCCACAGAUACGACCCAGAAGAGGCCGGAAACGUCCAGCUGAUGACGAAGUAGCCGCUUCGCCAGCCCAAAGGUCCUUUCUCGCGCCGCCUUCUGCUACAGAUGACUUGAGGAUGGGUAUGACAAGCGCCCUAUCGGCAGGUCCCGGCGCCGCGCCUUGGAAUCAUCCCGAAGGGGUUCAGCAGACGCCUCUAUUCCGAUGGCCACAAUCCGCAAUCACGCCCACUACGAGAAACUCGUUCUGGGACGACGCACUGGAACCGCAGUCUGGCGUGACGCCUUCUAAACCGAAACCUGGUACGCAGCGCCGGGGAGCAAAGAAUGUGUCUUCAGCCUGGCGACCAGGAAUAGCUACUGGAGGUGUUAAGCCGCGGGGCCGGCCUCCAAUGAACCGGACUCCCGUGGAAACAUCUUUAUCUGCCUUUUCAUCCUCAACUACUACACCUCCUCUGGGUGAACACAAUACGCCAGUUUAUACCCAAUCUAUCCCAGUCAGCUCAGCUCCUGCGAUAGACGGUGCACCACAGUACUCCGUACCGGCUUCAGCAGCGUCGUACUCUCAACCGCCGCCCGCGACAGAACGACCUCCUCGGCCUAAUAUAUCUCUACAAGUUCCCGAUCGACCGCCUGGGAGCGUUAGACUUGCUACACCUCCACCUGCAGUAGUCAUUAAUGGGGAACCAAGCAAUCACCUACCCGUCCCGGACCCCACGCAGCAGACUCCCACGCCGACCAACUUUACCAAGGCGGCAAAUGAGGCUGUAGGGCAAGGCAAACCGCAGGCCGAGGUGCCUGCGCCAAAGAAUGUCCCACGGUUCUACUUUGAGAGAGGCGAGGAUCGAACGAAUGUGGACCAAGUGAUUGCCUACAUGACCCAUGGCUGCCUUGCAGCUGAAUUCUGCGAUGCAGAGGGAAGACCGUCAUAUGGAUGUUCAAUGCAAGAAGCUGUGGGAAUUACAAAUAGCACUAUUGAGGAGAUGUAUAAAGCGGCUACAUCCCCAGAGGCCUUUUUGAUAAACUUGGCUGCUGUCACCGGGGGCUCACACCUGGUGGCGGCGAGGACACGCAUCACCCGUAUGGGUCGUGAAAACGGGCUCAUGCGGUAUUCGUGCGAGUGGACGUAUGGAUUUGGCCACCUUCGAGGCGUCUAUCAGAUGGAGCAGACAGUGCCCCUCGAUUUUAUCGAAGAGGGACAUCGCAGAGAUGAUGGUCCCACGGGGACGGCCGAGGGGACGGCCAGCACGUUGUCUGUGAGCGAGUGGCAGUCCAAGUAUAAGAGUCUUCUUGAUGAUGUACAAAAGAAGGACAAGAGGCUUUGGGACCUACGGGCCAAGGUGGCGGAUCUACUAAAAGGGGAUUCACAAAAGGUAUGA
This is a messenger RNA of Fusarium vanettenii 77-13-4, 1830 nucleotides long. RefSeq lists its product as uncharacterized. Bases 1 to 1830 code for a protein of 609 amino acids. The transcript is spliced from 3 exons. The record is from RefSeq and is a predicted model, not a curated record. Lineage: Eukaryota; Fungi; Ascomycota; Sordariomycetes; Hypocreales; Nectriaceae. Gene Ontology annotation, molecular function: DNA replication origin binding.